UGUGACUAUUCGCAGUCACGCACAACCAAACCUCAAAUUGUUUCUGCUGUUGUGUCUACCAGAUCCACGACACACGAUGAAGUUCUCCAGGGAUGUUACCAGCUCUCGUCGCAAGCAGAGAAAGGCCCACUUUGCGGCUCCUUCCUCUGUUCGCCGCACCUUGAUGUCUGCUCCUCUUUCCAAGGAACUCAGAGAGCAAUACAAGAUCCGUUCUCUUCCCAUUCGCCGUGAGGACCAAGUUACCAUUGUCCGUGGUUCCAACAAGGGUCGUGAGGGCAAGGUCUCUUCCGUCUACCGUAAGAAGUGGAUUCUCCAAAUCGAGCGUGUCACUCGCGAGAAGGCCAACGGUGCCACCGUCCCUGUCGGUGUCGAUGCCUCCAAGGUCGUCAUCUCCAAGCUUCAUCUUGACAAGGAUCGCAAGGCCUUGAUCGUUCGCAAGGGUGGCAAGGUUGAGUAAACAAAAUCGAGACUUGUUCAAUCGAACCGUGAUUCAUCCCGUCGGGUCUAAUGAAUGUGAUUGAAGGUGCGGAA
Messenger RNA from Schizosaccharomyces japonicus yFS275, 531 nucleotides. Its product is annotated as 60S ribosomal protein L26. Gene Ontology annotation, biological process: translation. Gene Ontology annotation, molecular function: structural constituent of ribosome; RNA binding. Lineage: Eukaryota; Fungi; Ascomycota; Schizosaccharomycetes; Schizosaccharomycetales; Schizosaccharomycetaceae. The coding region runs from base 77 to 457 and encodes 126 amino acids. The transcript has a single exon. The record is from RefSeq and is a predicted model, not a curated record. Gene Ontology annotation, cellular component: ribosome; preribosome; large ribosomal subunit.